CGCAGACGUUCCUGCUAGCUUGAGAGAUGGACCCUGAAGCCGGCAGCACCAUGGAGCUGGCGGCCCUCGGCCGACCGUUUGGCCUCGGCAUGCUGUACGACUGUCGCCAAGACUCACUGGUCCCUGGAAUGACACUAUGGGACCGUGAUGACCUCGAGAAAGAUACAAGAGAAAGACCAAAACCCAACAGUGACUUUGAGAUAGUUGCAUCUGAAUCAAUCGAAGAUAAAUCAUCAGCCCUGAAUGUUCAAGCAUCCCUAAAAGCAAGUUUCUUGGGUGGACUGAUCGAGGUUGAGGGAUCGGCCAAAUAUCUAAAUGAUCAACGGACAUCCAGCAAUCAGGCCAGAGUAACACUGAAGUACAAAACAACAACAAAGUUCCAGGAGUUGUCAAUGAAUCAUCUUGGAAGAGGCAAUGUGAAGCAUCCUUAUGUUUUUGAGAAAGGCACAGCAACACAUGUAGUCACAGGGAUACUCUACGGGGCUCAAGCCUUCUUUGUGUUUGACCGUGAGGUGUCUCAAACAGAAAAUCAUCAAGAUGUUCAGGGAAACUUGAAGGUGGUCAUCAAGAAAAUCCCCCUCCUUGCCAUAGAGGGUGAGGGGUCCCUGAAAAUGGAAGACAAGGACAAAGCAAAUGUUGACAGAUUCUCCUGCAAAUUCCACGGAGACUUUUGUCUUCAGAACACUCCGACAUCCUUUCAGGAUGCGAUUGAAGUCUACCGAAGCCUGCCAAAGUUACUGGGAGCCAAUGGAGAAAAUGCUGUUCCACUGAAGGUCUGGCUCUUGCCCCUGACCAGUUUAGAUUCUGCUGCCGCUAAACUUGUGCGUCAGAUAAGUAUAAGAUUGGUUCAGGAAGCACAAAGUGUCCUGGAGGGCUUCAGUGAGCUUGAAAUGAGAUGCAAUGAUUCAAUGAGAAGUGCCACUGCACAGCAGUUCCCUCAGAUCCGCAAAAACCUGAAAAGUUUUAAAGAAAUGUGCUCUGAGUUCAGACUUGAAUUUCAACGAACCCUAGCGAGGAAACUUCCUCGAAUCAGAGGAGGAGAAGAGGAGUCUGAUCCUGCUGCCAUCCAGAAGAAGAGACAUUUGUCUCCAUUCAACAGCAAAAACCUGACUGAGUGGAUGGACUGCAAAGAGAAAGAGAUAAGCAUCUUGAAAUCUUUCACCAAUAUGAUGAAAAACACCAAGGUGAUCUCAUCUCAGAGUGGUUUUCAUGAAGAAGUUCUCAGUGUGGAACAUGCACUAUGCUUUGUUUUCACCUCACUGGGAGGUGCCGAGCCGUACCUUUCAGCUUUAUCCAACUAUCUGACAGGAGCAGCCAAACCUGAGGAUCUAAAUCCACACACUCAUGACAUCGAGAGGGACCAGUGGUACCUUUCAAACCAAGUGGCUGAUCACAUGAGGACAAAGGCAAAGCUCUUCAGUGACUUUGCUGAUGCCAACAGAGAGAACAAGAAGGUGAAGUUCCUGACAGUGGGCUUAACAAAUGACACACACAAAGGUUCCAGCAUUUACCUUUAUAAAGACGGCUCCACUGUGACUGAAAACUUUGAGCCGCCUUCAAAACCUGAAACUGUGGCAGCAGCUGACAUAAACCACAACAGUGUGACACUGAAGAUUUCUCCUCCCAGAUUUGGAGCAGAAAACAUCACGUCCUACUCUGUUGAAUACUGUGUCAGUGGAGAGGAAGAAUGGCAACAAAAGACUGAGUCAAAAGCUGAAGAAGUCACAGUGAGAGGUCUGAGACCGAACACUGAGUAUGUGUUCAGAUGCAGAGCGGCCACCUCAGUGGGUGUUGGACCCGCCACCAUCGUCAGUGAGUCCAUUAAAACCUUACCUUGCAGUCCUCCUGGAGAACCUCAAGUGGAGUCAAACUCAUGUGAGAUAUCUGUCAAGUGGGAGAAACCGGCGGAGCUCGGACAGGAUGUUGUGAUACUGAGCUACAUCGUGGAGUAUGCCAAAAAAUCCAGAGGUGAAGAAGAGAAAGAUCUCCAGUGGAAACAGAUGAUGGCUACAGGUGAGAAGGCAGUCAUUUCAGAGCUUCAAUCAGAGACCGAAUACACAGUCAGGGUCAGAUGUGACUGUGGUGUUGAUGGCAGCAGCAAAGAAAGCAUCACUGUUCAUGUUUCUACAACCAAACGGGAGUUUGCACGUCUUGCUGAAUACCUGAAACAUAUCAGUGAGAUGACAAACUCAGGCUCGAUUCCAGUUUACAAGCUGCCUCUAGAAGAAGAAGAUUUGGACAUCGAUGGCUGCAGGAGGUUCAACUUUGGCAGAGAAAGCAUGAGGCAGAAUCGGACGAUCAUGCUUCUUGGAGCAACCGGAUCAGGCAAGUCCACUCUCAUCAAUGGAAUGAUGAACUUCAUUGUUGGAGUGGAGUGGAAGGACAGUUUCAGAUUUGAACUUGUUACCGAAGAUAAGUCCAAAUCACAAGCUCACAGCCAGACCACUGAAGUUACUGUGUACAAACUCAACCACCAAGAUGGAUUUAAAGUCCCCUUCUCCCUGACCAUUGUGGACACUCCAGGGUUUGGGGACACGAGAGGUGUGGCAAGAGACAAGGAGAUCACAGAACAGAUUCGAAAGCUUUUCACUUCUGUUGACGGAGUCAGUGAGAUUGACGCUUUGUGCUUUGUGACUCAGGCCGCUCUUGCACGAUUAACAGCCACACAGAAGUACGUGUUCGACUCGGUGCUCUCCAUUUUUGGCAAAGAUGUGGCAGAAAACAUUGAGAUGCUGGUGACUUUUGCUGAUGGGAAACAGCCGCCAGUGCUUGAGGCAAUAAAUGUCUCUGGUGUUCCAUGUCCUAAGAAUGAGUUAGGGCUCCCAGUUCACUUCAAGUUCAACAACUCAGCACUGUUUGCAAGCAACUGCCACAGAGACAACAGGGAUGAUUCAGAAGACGACGAUGACAACUUUGAUGAGAUGUUCUGGAAGAUGGGAGCUAAAAGUAUGGAGAAGUUCUUCACCGCUUUGGAUAAAAUGAACACCAAAAGCUUGCUCAUGACUAAGGAGGUGUUAAAAGAACGAAAGCAGCUGGAAACGGCCAUUGAAGGUCUGCAGCCACAAACUUACAAGUGGGAGUACGUCCCAGUGAAAGAGAAGCAGACUCUACAAGAACUGAAGAGCAAAUAUGAAAGAGCUACAAAGGAAAAGAUGACUGUUCAGCAACUGAUUGAAAGGCAGGAGGAGGAGAUUGUCAAACUUCAGGAUCUGAUCGUGAACCUCAUGGAUCAGUCGGCCUGCUGUAUUAGCCGCCUGCAGGAGAUCGCCCUGAGGCCGAACCCUCUGACCACUCCAGAGUACAUCGACAUGAUGAUCGAGGGAGAAAAGUCAGAGGCCAAACCUGGCUACCAGGCCCGGAUUCAUUCUCUGGAGGGAAUGAAGGAGAGGGCAAAACUCAUCUCCAAACUUACACCCCCCUACUGUCGGCAAACAAAGCCCACAAUGAGGACCAUCAACACCUGGCCCGAGGAUGCCCUCCCCCAACUCCAGAACUGUUUUGAGGCUACUGACUGGGAGGUUUUCCACCAUGAGGACCUGGAGGCAUUCACCGAAGCUGUUUUGGACUACAUCAAGUUCUGUAUUGGGAAUGUAAUGGUGGAAAGGACCAUCAGAACGUGCUCAGACUUCUUGUCCAGCUGA
Messenger RNA from Salarias fasciatus (jewelled blenny), 3641 nucleotides. RefSeq lists its product as uncharacterized. The transcript is spliced from 6 exons. Gene Ontology annotation, molecular function: GTP binding; protein binding. The coding region runs from base 27 to 3641 and encodes 1204 amino acids. The record is from RefSeq and is a predicted model, not a curated record. Lineage: Eukaryota; Metazoa; Chordata; Actinopteri; Blenniiformes; Blenniidae.